Molecule: messenger RNA, 1868 nt
Organism: Piliocolobus tephrosceles (Ugandan red Colobus)
Lineage: Eukaryota; Metazoa; Chordata; Mammalia; Primates; Cercopithecidae
Gene: IL15RA
Product: interleukin 15 receptor subunit alpha
Exons: 9
Coding region: 277-1005 (242 amino acids)
Biological process (GO): interleukin-15-mediated signaling pathway
Molecular function (GO): interleukin-15 receptor activity
Source: RefSeq, a predicted model, not a curated record
CUUGGUCCCCACCGAGCACGGCCCGUGCGUCCCGGGGACAGGGGUGGCUAUGCGGGGCCGCGGCGGUCCGCAGGGCUCCUUCGCCAGCAGGGGUGGGGACGCUGAGUCACGGAUCUGUCACCGCUCUGCACCUCUCGGAACCCUCGGGGGCCAAAGCAAAAGCGAAAGCGACUGCGCCUGGCGGGGCCGCAGGUCCCAGAGCCGCGCUCGCCACCUCCCCCGGGCCUGGGCAGCGUUCGCCGGGGCAGUCCAGCAGGGCCCUGUGGAGUUGCGGCCAUGGCCCCGCGGCGGGCGCGCGGCUGCCGGACCCUCGGCCUCCCGGCGCUGCUGCUGCUGCUGCUGCUCCGGCCGCCAGCGACGCGGGGUUCAAGCAAUUCUCCUGCCUCAGCCUCCCCAGUAGCUGGGAUUACAGGCAUCACGUGCCCUCCCCCAGUGUCCGUGGAACACGCAGACAUCCGGGUCAAGAGCUACAGCUUGUACUCCAGGGAGCGGUACAUUUGUAACUCUGGUUUCAAGCGUAAAGCCGGCACGUCCAGCCUGACUGAGUGCGUGCUGAACAAGGCCACGAACAUCGCCCACUGGACAACCCCCAGUCUCAAAUGCAUUAGAGACCCUCUCCUGGCUCGCCAAAGGCCAGCGCCACCCUUCACAGUAACGACGGCAGGGGUGACCCCACAGCCAGAGAGCCUCUCCCCUUCUGGAAAAGAGCCCGCAGCUUCAUCUCCCAGCUCAAACACCACAGCGGCCACAACAGCAGCUAUUGUCCCGAGCUCCCGGCUGGUGCCUUCCACAUCACCUUCCACAGGAACCACAGAGAUAGGCAGUCAUGAGUCCUCCCACGGCCCCUCUCAGACAACAGCCAAGACCUGGGAACUCACAGCAUCCGCCUCCCACCAGCCGCCAGGUGUGUAUCCACAGGGCCACAGCGUCACCACUGGAAACAAUAAAAGGUGGAGAGCUUGGCAGUGGCUAUCUCCACAUCCACCGUCCUGCUGUGUGGACUGAGCGCUGUGUCUCUCCUGGCAUGCUACAUCAAGUCAAGGCAAACUCCCCCACCGGCCAGCGUUGAAAUGGAAGCCAUGGAGGCUCUGCCGGUGACUGGGGAGACCAGCAGCAGAGAUGAAGACUUGGAAACUGCUCUCACAACCUCUGAAACUUGGGGAAACCAGCCCAGCUACGUCCGGAGUGAAGGAGCCUAUCUGCUUUAGCUAAAGAUGACGGAGAAGAGGUGCAAGGAGGUGGGCUCCAGGAGCAAGCCCACCAGGCCUCUCAGACGUCCCAGCAGGAUCUCACGGACUGCUGCGUUGGCGCUUCCUGCGCGGGGAAGCAGGUUCUCUGCAUUCCCAUGGGCACCACCGGCCUGCCUCGGAUCCAGGGCCCAGUUUCCCUGGAGAGACCAAAGGCUUCUGGGCAAGGUUUUUAUUUUAUUACAGUGUGAACUGUCUGGAAUACUUGUGGUAAUGAAAUAAAAACCCUGCCCCGAACCUUCCGUCCCUCAUCCUGACUUGCAGUUCACAGAGAAAAGUGACAUACCUGAAGCUCUCUGUCAAUUCCAAGGCUUCUCCUGGCAUGGGAGGUGUCUACAGAGAAGACACCAGCAUGGGGGCUUCUAACCACCCUGUCUCCAGCUGCUCUGCACACACAGACAGGGACCCGGGAAAGGUGGGACAGAUGCUGAGCCAAGCGAAUCCUCUCCAUCAAAGGAUUCACAAAGAAGAAAACUCAACUCAGUGCCAUUUUACAUAUAUAUGUGUUUAUAUUUAUACUUCCUUGUCUAUUAUAUCUACACAUUAUAUAUGAUUUGUAUUUUGACAUUGUACCUUGUAUAAACAAAAUAAAAUGUCUAUUUUCAAUAUUUUUAAAAUGCA